Suhomyces tanzawaensis NRRL Y-17324 is the source of this 891-nucleotide messenger RNA. RefSeq lists its product as uncharacterized. The coding region runs from base 1 to 891 and encodes 296 amino acids. The transcript has a single exon. Lineage: Eukaryota; Fungi; Ascomycota; Pichiomycetes; Serinales; Debaryomycetaceae. The record is from RefSeq and is a predicted model, not a curated record.
AUGCCUUUGCUAGUGACGUCUCAUCCCGUGGAGUCCCUUGGGCCAGUGCUAGAGCCACGCCUCAGGGCCAGUCCCCACAUCGUGUGUGCCAGCGUGGUACAUCCUGGCGUAUCGUCGUUGGCCCUGCACAAAUCGUCCCAUGCCACUGGAGUCGUUGAUUCUGACCACAUCCUCCAGUUGGUUUCUCUGCGUCAGGAAUCGCUCUACUUCAAAGCCUUCACCAGCGACGUCGACGGCGACUCGCUAGAGCUCAAGAACGCGGUGCUCACCUUCUUCUUGACUGCAGACUCCUUCCAUCGCUGCCCCAAACUAGGCCUGUCGCAAGUGCUACCACACACAAAGGUAGGACACGGAGCUAAAAACUCAGCGUCGCAUACCCACAGGAUUGACAUCGAGGUGCCCAAUGGCACACUCCCUCCAGCAGCUGUCUACGCGGUCAAAACCGUGUUCUCCCGUUGCAAUAUCCAAGUUGUGGCGUACGACUUCGCGUUGAGUGGCAUCCAGGAACUCCAACCAAUUGCUCUGGUGCUCAAACACACGUCUAUCAAUGGUUCCAGCAACACUUCGGCCCUUACAUUGGAGCCCGUUGUGUCUCUGCAAGCAUCAGACGAGCUCGCCGAGUUGUACGAAUAUUUGUGCCUAAUCACCAUCAACAGCUCCCUGUUAGUCCACGGCAGCUUGGACUCGUAUAUCAGCACAUAUGAGGCCCCUGUCGGCCCUUCCGAAAACUCAUCAUACCUCUCCUUGAGCUCCGUCCAAAACAUCCAUUCUGCUCUGGUGCGAGACAUCAUUGCUUCGAAUUGGGUCGUAUUGUCCAUUGCCACCGAAAACGGACAUACAAUCCUUUACAGAACACCAAAAGACAACGUCAUAGUGUGGGCGACAACUUAG